Cornus florida is the source of this 602-nucleotide messenger RNA. Its product is annotated as protein BOLA2-like. Lineage: Eukaryota; Viridiplantae; Streptophyta; Magnoliopsida; Cornales; Cornaceae. The transcript has 3 exons. Bases 99 to 380 code for a protein of 93 amino acids. Gene Ontology annotation, biological process: intracellular iron ion homeostasis. Gene Ontology annotation, molecular function: 2 iron, 2 sulfur cluster binding. The record is from RefSeq and is a predicted model, not a curated record. Gene Ontology annotation, cellular component: nucleus; cytosol.
UAGGACUGCAUUAGAAUAUAUAGAGAAAGAGUUAGAAUAUAUAGAGAAAGAGAAAGAGAAAGAGAAAGAGAGAGAGUGUUUGAGAGAGAGAGGAAAAGAUGGGGUUGACGAAGGCGGAGGUUGAAACUUCACUGACAUCAAAGCUGAAUCCCUCUUAUCUCGAAGUAGUUGAUACAUCGGGAGGAUGUGGUGCUAGUUUUGUGAUUGAGAUUGUAUCAGAACAAUUUGAAGGGAAGAGGUUGUUGGAGAGGCAUCGAUUGGUGAACACUGCAUUGACUGAAGAAAUGAAAAACAUCCAUGCUCUUUCUAUAAAGAAAGCUCUGACCCCCGAGCAGUGGAAAAAGCAGCAAGAGUCUGAAAAAUCUCAAUCUGCUUCUUGAAAGAUGUUUAUAAUAAUACCAGUAGUUAAGACAAGAUUUACCAUCACAAUACAAUCAUUCUUGAUACAAUACUCCUGUGCUGGAAAGCGUUUAUUGACAUAUGUAAUCUUGAUAGCUUACGUGGUCACUAAGCUUAUAACAAUAUAAUCUUUUCCAUGUGAAUAAUGCUGAGGCCAGUUUGGCUUCUCAUCUUUGUCUUCAAAGUGGUUUUAUAUUGCCUAA